UGAUUUGAAAAACACUAUGUGUAUACAUGGUAUUGUUACAAAAGGACAAAAGAACUCUAGAUACUGGACAACAGUUUAUAAACUACAUUAUAAAAAAGAUGGUGACAUUAAAUUUCUUACAAUUCAAGAUGAUGGGAAAGAAAAAUUGUUGUCUGCUAAUAUUAACAGUGAUUCACCAGCUAACAGGAACUUUACAAAGCCAUUUGAUGCACGGUUUAUACGUCUUUAUCCACAUUAUUGGAAUUACUAUCCUGCAUUAAGAUUUGACCUCCUUGUAUCUAAUAAUAGUUGCCCAACUGACUUUACAUGUGGAAAAUGUCCAGCUAUUGUGACCACACCAACAGGCAAUGUGAGAAUCCAAUAUGAGUCAUGUUGCUCCAAGUUACCAUACAUCUGUGAGACAGAGACAUGUGACCAGGACAAGAAAGAAUCUUCGACUGCUGCAACUGUUACUGAUUCCUCUAUUAACAACACCAUGAACAAUUCCAGCGCCAGAAAUGGAUUUCCUUCUUCUUCAAAUUCUUCCAUGGCCAUAAUAGGACUACUUAUUGGAUUCGUUUUUUUCAUCAUUGUUUCAUUUAUCUUACUGAUUCUGCUGAUCUUUUCAUACUGCAAGCUAAAAAGACUUAAAGAUGCCUCGGAAGCAGGAAAUCAACAUAAUAUUGACAUAAACAAGGGAGAGGUGAACCAAAGUAUAGCAAUGGUCACAACAGACUUACAUGCCAAAACUGAAGCAAAUGACCUAUACACAGAAGUUGAAGAAGAUAGAAGAAAAUCAGAGAUGAUUUUUACAAAUACUGAAGCAUAUGAUGCUACAUAUGAUACAACAGAUGAUGUUAAAGAUAAUGCAACAUAUGAAAAUGUAAAGACAGACAGUUCUUCAGAUACUGUAUACCAUCAGACUCCUGAUGAUGAGAAUAUUUACAGUGUAGAAAAUAAAGUAGAGGAUAGUGAAAUUCCUAUUUACAAUGUAGAAAAGAAGGUGGAUGAUAGUGAAAUUCCAGAUGGAAUUAAAAUGUUUGAGAAUGACAUAUACUAGUUUACUUAUAAAAGAUAUAUCAAAAUUAUAUUUUAAUCAUAAAAACUGAAUAUAGGGAAUACCGAAAAUGGCUUUGCAUCUUAUAAUAAAUUGUAUUCCGUUAUCACUAUAUCAUUAUUGAGCUGUACAAAAUAUGUAAAUGUUACAGAAUAUUUUGGAAGCCUUUAAAAUUCAACAAAAGCAAUCUGCAAUACACAGUGUGAUACCUCAAAUAUGUAACCUAAUUUUUGCUGGAAAUUUCUUGAAUUCCCUGUGUAGAAGGAGCAUUCAAUAGCUAGAGCAAACAGUAUACUUAUAUUGUGUCUACAACUUAUUUGGAGAUGUAUUUGGAGAAAUCUCAAAAAUGCAAUUUCUGAAAUAGGAAUUCUGUUUUGUCAUUAUUUGAGUCAUUUCUGGUUCACACACUUUAUUCUCAAAGGCAUAUUGGAAUACAAGUAUGUUUGCUCCAUUGUAUACAGUGUUCAUUUUAUACAGGACAUUUUCUCAAGAGGGUGCAAAAUUGUCAUUUACACAAUUCAAGUCAAAAUUGUCAAAAUUUUUUUCAUUUCCAAGUGGGUGCAAAUAGAUUUUCAGGGUGCAAGCAUUUAUUCAAAAUCUCAGGUGGGUGCUGCACUCACUUGCUUUAAUGCUGGGGAGAGCACUGCUAUAUCUAUACAAAAUUGUCGUAGAAGAUUCUACCAACAUUUAUUUAUACCGAGAUUAGAAUUGUCUUUAUUGGGUCCACCCUGUGUUUAAAAAC
Molecule: messenger RNA, 1778 nt
Organism: Owenia fusiformis
Lineage: Eukaryota; Metazoa; Annelida; Polychaeta; Sabellida; Oweniidae
Source: the annotation of a GenBank genome assembly